This is a messenger RNA of Girardinichthys multiradiatus, 2046 nucleotides long. RefSeq names its product polycomb group ring finger 6 (gene pcgf6). The record is from RefSeq and is a predicted model, not a curated record. Gene Ontology annotation, biological process: regulation of transcription by RNA polymerase II. Bases 218 to 979 code for a protein of 253 amino acids. The transcript is spliced from 11 exons. NCBI's taxonomy places the organism in Eukaryota, Metazoa, Chordata, Actinopteri, Cyprinodontiformes, Goodeidae. Gene Ontology annotation, cellular component: PRC1 complex.
AGUGACGUUGUCCCAUGGUUGCAAAACAGGCGCGAGGGAAAUUCAGUUAGACGAAAGAAAGUACUUCAGAAAAGUAUUUAAAUAGUGUCGACUUUCUUUUGUGACGUGUUAAAAUAUCAGUGUACGUCAAUAUAAAUCGAAUGACGCUUCGUCUGCGCCAAAAUAGAAAGUAUAGGAGAGGGAGCCAGCGUUGUAGCGCGGUCCGCAGCCGUUCAGGAUGUCAGUCGCUUUAAGACGUCAUGACGGGAAAACCAACGUUUCAGGCAGCGACACCGACGACGAGCCUAAGCUCCCCCUAACCCAGUUCUACCCGUACAUCCGCUGUGCUCUUUGCUGCGGCUUCUUCAUUGAUGCUACCACCAUCACAGAGUGCCUGCACACAUUUUGCAAAAGCUGCAUCGUGAAGCAUUUCUUCUACAGCAACAGAUGUCCAACAUGCAGCAUCGUGGUGCACGAGACACAACCUCUUUACAACAUCAGGCCGGACAGACAGCUUCAGGACAUUGUUUAUAAAAUGGUUCCUUUCCUGGAAGAACUUGAAAGAGAACAAAUGUGUAAGUUCUACAAAGAGAGAAGGCUUCCUCUGCCAAAACCAGUUCCUGUUUCACUUCAAAGUCCUGUUGUGCUAAAGAGGCAAAGGAAAGAUAACUUUCUCCGAGCGGUGUUCACCAUUCCCCCUGAGCUGAAUAUUUAUCUGCUCCUGGAGUUUGUUGGGGCUGAAAAUGGAAUCUCUGACUUUAAGCCUCUAGAAAGGCCGUACGUCUGCGUGUCAGGCGAGGCCACCAUCCGCCACGUGGAGCUGUUCAUCCGGAGAAAGAUGGAGCUGAGCCCAAUGUGUCAGGUGGAUCUGGUUUGUGGAGAUCACCUCCUAGAUCACCAACAGUCACUAAAAGACAUAAAGACGUUUGUGGGUAAAGAAGCACUACAGGAUGGUCUGCUGGUGCUUCACUUUGGCUUAGUCCUACCCUCCCAGUCUUGAGCAGGAAAACUCUUACUGGUUAGCUGCACUACUCUAAUCUGCUCCCUGCCAAAUGAGGUGCAAAACAUGGACUUCACAAAUCAAUCUGUUACAGCUGCACUGGGCGUGGUUUCAGGGCUCUAAUUAACUGGUUUUCUAAAUCCACUGGGGAUGUAUAAGCUCCCGCAGCAUCAUGCUGCCACCGCAGCAUGAUGACAGAUGGUAAUGUGUUCCUUGGUUUGAAAGCCUUACCUCGACUACUCAAAGCAACCCUUUUGUCAGUGUGGCAAAUGCCUCCAUCUUCUUCUCAUCUGACCAUAAAACUUUUCUCCUAAAGGAGUUCGGCUUGUUCAUGCGGGCAGCUGCAGAUUUAUAUCAGGCUUGAAUGUGUCCCUGAAGCAGAGGUUCCUUCUUUCUUGGUCGGCACAUUGUGGUCAACACAAUGAUCUCAAACGGACAUCUAAACUCUUUCUGGACUCAGUAAAACUGGCUCUUUUAAGGAGUGACAAUUGGUGCCUUUAAUGUCAGUUGCUAAGGGAAUGUAACCAAUAUUAGUUGGUGGGUAUGUAUAUUUUUGAGUCUGUAUGUAUAAUUUUGAGUACUAAUUUGUGCCCCGACUUCUUUUUUACAAAUCCUUGCCGUUGUGUAAAACCUGUGAAAGUUUAUUUCCAUGAGUGGAAGUAAACGUCUGCUUGAACCUGUAGUGUUCGGAAAUCCUUGCUGAAAAUCUAAAGAGCACAAAGGAAACCCAACUACUGACACAUUUUGCUCAGUAAAUGAAACAUUACUAGCACAUUUUUCUGUUGCAAGUUUUUCUUUUAGAGGCUUUCAGUUUAGAUGCUGCUGAUAAAACUAGAUUAAACUAUUUGCACACCUAAGAGAAGAAGAAAAGCAGCAUCUGUCUUGUGUUUGGUCUUUACAGACAACUCUGGUGUAAAGGGCUUCAAACUAAAUGACUACAACAACCAAAGGCUGUUUUUUUUACUACUUCUCUAUGAUCUAUGUAUUAUUUAUUGACAGACUUGUUGGGUAGAUACCUUUUUUACUUGUUUUUUGUUACUUGGAAAUAAACGCAGAAGUGAGAAAUA